Molecule: messenger RNA, 1133 nt
Organism: Botrytis cinerea B05.10
Lineage: Eukaryota; Fungi; Ascomycota; Leotiomycetes; Helotiales; Sclerotiniaceae
Exons: 1
Coding region: 331-834 (167 amino acids)
Source: RefSeq, a predicted model, not a curated record
GACAGAGAUAUGAACAUGAUUCGAUUCGUCGAUUCUUCACUAUAGCUGCGCUGUUGUGCUUAGUUAUUGUAGCCUUCAUGUUUCUAUUGCUUUUACCUUUGCUCGAAUAUGGAUUGAAGAUAUAACCCUUCGUGAUAACCUGAAUGACUAGUGUCUUAAGUCCUUGAGCUAGCGCUACUUUCCCAACAUACUGCGUGACCAGGUAUACGUACAGGAAAUCAGCCUCAGUCCCAUAUGCAUCAGGAUUAGCCAAUAAAUGGAUUUCCAGAUCUCUCCCCACAGAUUCGGGACGACAACUCUAUAAUACCUGCUCGAUAUCAGCACAGAAAGAUGUCUUUUCCAACCCACAAAAUCUACAAAGUCCAGUGGCAUCUAGCAAUACAAGACCCUCUCAUGCCUCAAAUUAUACGCUACCACACCAAUAUCUUUAUUGAAACCUCCCCAGAUGGCUCUGGUACAAUCUAUGAAGUCAACGGAGAUAUUGUCUCAGUUAGCGGAAUGUGUUAUUUUAACUUUCCUUCACCGCCACCAGAGUCUUUCGAUUCAUUCUAUAAAAGAACACCUUUGGGCGAAAUUGCUGUGUCUGAUUUGGAGGAAGUAACAAGAGUCCUGAAGAGUAUUCCACCGCCUCCAAGACAAAGAUGGUUUAAUCCGAGGAGCAUGAAGAUGGAAGCGUGUAAGGUAGAUGGAACGCCGUACAGAUAUCAGGAGGAAGUACCAAAGUUCUGGAAGUGCACGGAGUGGACGAAUGAGAAGGCUAUACCUGCUUUAUGGGCGAAAGGAUUGAUCAGAAUGGUUGAUAGCAAGGAGGUUGUUGGAAAUGAAACAGUGUAGAGCUGUAUUUACUUUCAAAAGUUAUCAGUAUAAGCACCUAUCGGAAGUAUUUGACAAUGGAAGAUAAGAAUGUUAUGUGUAUGGUUUGGAAAAGGAUAGAGCAGGUUUGCAAGGAGGAUGGCCGCUUUCUUGGAGCAUCUUGGAGGUCAUAAAUUUGAGAGAGUCAGGAUGUGACUAUAGAGAGGGGAUAAGGGAGUUUUUAAGGUAAAAGCAAGUAAAAAUAACAUUAAAAAUGAACUCAGCAAGGCUACUUGCUUGAAAUUUGAGAGAUAGGCCGCAGAAACAUGAGUCUAUUACCA